AUGCAAACACCAAUCAACCUCGAAGUCAUCAAAUCGCUCCAAGUUGGAAAAGUCUAUAAAGGCCAUAAAAAAGAGGUAAACGGAUUGGAUUUCUAUCGGGAUGGAAAAUACUUGUUAUGCUCUUCCGAUGAUGAACACAUCACGUUUUUUGAUUGUACCGUAUUGAGUCCAGACAGCGAGCCACGAAAAGUCAUUCCCAGCAAAAAGUAUGGAUGUAAUCAAGUGAAAUUUACUCAUUCUUCCGAUGCUUGUAUUUAUGCUUCCGUCAAGAAGGAGGGAUCCAAUGAUGAUAUUCGAUAUUUAAAUAUUCAUACCGGAAGUUUUAUUAAAUAUUUCAAAGGACACACUAAGCCUGUUGUUUCUCUGAGCAUGUGUCCAAGUGAUGAUACAUUUGCAUCGACCUCGUUGGAUAAUACAAUGAGAGUGUGGGAUUUAAGACAACCGAAUGAAGUUUACAAGGCUCCUUUUACCGUUAAACCAUUAUGUACGUAUGAUCCUAGAGGGUUGGUACUUGCUGUUGCUACAAAUUCAGGUAUUGUCAAAUUAUAUGACAGAAGAAAGGUAGAUAGUGGAUCGUUUACUGAGUUUGUAAUUCCAUUCACUGGAGAAACUCCUGAAUAUUCACAAAUGAUGUUUUCACCAUCAGGAACACAUAUUGCAAUUUCAUCUUCAGACUCGAUAUUUCUAUUGGACUCAUUCAAUGGACAAGAAAUAUUCAGGAAAACGAAUGAUGAACUAGGUCUUUCAGACGAGGACAAGGCUUUCUAUUCCAAUAAUAAUUUACCUCUUCCUCAAGGCACAGGAAUUUCACAAUCAAGUUUUGCAUUUAGCCCCAAUAGUCAAUUUUUAUUUGUCGGCACAGAAGAUGGACGAUUAUUAACACUGGAAGGUCAAACAGGCAAACAAUGCCAUGCCUUCAAUAAUAUGAAAUUCAGACAUAGUGGCGAAGUGAGUGUUGCAUUCAAUCCUCAUUAUUGUUUGAUGGUUUCUGCAUGUCAAGCUGUUUGCUUUUGGGUCCCUCAAACUCAAUAA
Messenger RNA from Naegleria lovaniensis, 1032 nucleotides. RefSeq lists its product as uncharacterized. The transcript has a single exon. Bases 1 to 1032 code for a protein of 343 amino acids. Lineage: Eukaryota; Heterolobosea; Eutetramitea; Acrasida; Naegleriidae. The record is from RefSeq and is a predicted model, not a curated record. Gene Ontology annotation, cellular component: Set1C/COMPASS complex. Gene Ontology annotation, molecular function: protein binding; chromatin binding.